This is a messenger RNA of Carassius auratus (goldfish), 4435 nucleotides long. Its product is annotated as RNA-binding protein 10-like. Lineage: Eukaryota; Metazoa; Chordata; Actinopteri; Cypriniformes; Cyprinidae. Gene Ontology annotation, cellular component: nucleus. The record is from RefSeq and is a predicted model, not a curated record. The transcript is spliced from 23 exons. Gene Ontology annotation, biological process: mRNA splicing, via spliceosome. The coding region runs from base 146 to 4009 and encodes 1287 amino acids. Gene Ontology annotation, molecular function: RNA binding.
CGGAGUAUAUGCUUUUCCGCCUCUUUUUGUCCGGAAACCUAGUUCCAGACAAAUAACCUGCGGAAAGAUCUCUACAAACUAGUGAAACGACGUUCUGCACGCGAAACUCGUGCUAAAGAAGAGUUUCGAGGAGAGGAGGAACACGAUGUGGAACGGUUUAAGACCUGGACCACGAGGAGGAAUGCCCUUUCGUGGCGAACCUCGCGGAGGCAUGUUUGAAGGCAGAGAUGGCCCAAGACCUGACUUCAGAGGUCGAGAUGGCAUGAACAUGGACAGGUCACCUAUGGACAUGAGGCGGUUCGACUGCCCACCUGAUAUGAGAGGACGAGACAUGGGUCUUCAUGACCCAGGAAGAGAGCCUGCUCGAGACUUUUUCAGACCUGGAGAUGAAAUGGAAAUGAAUUUUCGAAGGCGCUUUGAAAUGGAUCAGAGAAACAACCUUCAGAAUCCUCCAGGUUUUAUGGGUCAAUCCAGGCCUCCGAUGGAUAUGGAUGGCAGAGACAUGCAAGGUGGUAAUAUGAGGGGUCCAGAGGACAGAUUCAUGAAUAUGAGGGAGAGGGAGAGAUUCCAGAUGGAUAUGCCUGGGCUUCCCCCCAUGGACAUCAGGAGGAGACUUGCUAUGGUGGCUAUGGGUGGAAAUGGAGAUCAUGGGGACAUGAGAGACAGGGAGAGGCCACGGAUGGGUGGCAUUGAUGGGUUCAAUAUGGACAUGCCUCCCAGAGACAGACCGAUGAUGGAUUUUGACAGGCGAGGUGUCACCCCUCCAAUUAUUCCAAGAGGAAGGUUUGAAUCUGAUAUGGAUCUGAGAAACCGCAUGGGAUCCUCCAAUGAUUUCAGAGAGCAGCCUCCUCAGAUAUUUCGAGACCAUGAUGGCCUUCCCAUGGAUAUCAGAGGAAGACCUGAAGUUCCUUUGGGUCGUGGUGGCCCAGAACCCAUGAUCAGUGGCGAUGAGAUGACCCUCAGAGACAGAGAAUUCCCAGAGCCGAUGGACAGUCCCAUGGGCUUCAGAGGGAGAGAAAGUGAAUCGCUCUCAGACGAGUGGCACGAGCAUGGCAUGAGAGACCGUGACCCGCCGAUGAUGGGCAGAACGCCACCACUUUUCCCGAGAGAGAUGAAAGACAAGUUCUUCUCUAACCAUGGAAAAGAUGUGGACUUUGGAGAAAAUUCCCAGUUCAAAGACCAAGACAGGCAGUCUGGGUUUCUGGGAAAAGCUGGCACAGGCUUUAAUCGAUCAGAAAGAGACUGCAAAAAUAUUCCUAGUGAUUUCCCAGUCAGAGAUCCAACUCAGAAGCCCUCACUUCUUCCACCGGUUCCCCCUCUAAAUGCCAAAAGUAGAGAUGGAGAUAAACUCUGGCCAGGUGACCGAGAUGAAAAGCCUGACAGAACUGCACCAGCAUAUUUCCGAGACAAGAACCAGUCAAAUCGAGAGCAUCAUUUCGCCAGUGAUCGAGUGCCCUUUAAGGGAUCUAGUGACAUGGCUUUAGAUCAGGGACCACAGAGAGAGAGCUUGUCAAGGCCAAAGGAACCCCAGACUAAUAGAAGUGAGCGUCAGGAUCAGGAUUAUCGAGACAUUGAUUAUCGCACCAGCUCAGGACGCAAAUAUGACUACAGUCUUGAAGAUCUUCAAGGACCCGAGAAAGACAUGAAGGAAUCCAAACUUGUUCCAACUCAACGACCAGACGACUCUGGUUCUCAGGACCAGGAUUACAGGAGUGCAAGUGUUCAGGAUCAAGUCUCAAAGACAAUUGCCAUCUCUGGAAUUCCUAAAACUGCCACAAUGCAACAGAUUCUGGAUGCUUUUGCAGUCCGUGAUGGUGUUCCAAUGCAGGGCAUGAAAAUAAGGGAUGUUGUGCCAGGUUACAGCUACGAUAUGGCCUAUGUGGAGUUUUUAAACCUCGAGGAUGCUGUCCACUUCAUGGAGUCCAACCAGGGGUCUGUUAAGGUUGGUGACAAGACUGCUCUGCUCAAAUAUAUUCAACCUGACAAAAAUGUGAAAGAACAGCAUCAUGAUCCACCAGCUAACGCCGCUCCAGCCAGCGAUGAUGGUUUGUUACCGAAUCCAGUCCAACCACUGAAUAUAACGGAGGAUACCGAUACCAAGCCUGUGCAGGAUCCUGUCUCUCAAGGUGUGUGGCAGAGAAGCUCCAACUUGACUCCUGAAGCAUGGCAACAGCAAGUGGACCAACAGCUACAACAGCAGGAUGUGGUGCAACAGGCAGAGGAAUGGACCAAUCAGAAAGCAUCUCGCCAAAAACUGCAGCACUCUGAUCCAGUCUUCAAGGAGAGCAAGACAAUGAUUAUUAAGAACAUUUUGCCUACCACCACUGUGGAGACCAUUCUGCAAGCACUCGAUGCAUUUGCAUACCUGGAUGAGCGCAAUGUUCGUCUGGUCAAAGGGAAGUCACCUGGAUCCAAAUGCUUCUGCUUUGUUGAUAUGGAUUCACAUGAGCAUGUGACACGAUUGGUGGAGCUGCUCACCAAACCCCGCCCUAUCAUGAUUGAUGGGGUUAGAGUUUAUGCUGAGGUCGCCAAGCCUUUGAAAAACCAAAACUAUAGGAGGGAAAAUGAUAAGUCAAACACUUCUCUCCUGGGUUUCCCUCCAGAUGUUAUGAUGUUUCAGCAGCCACAGCAUUAUCCUCAGCCUUCUCAUACAACUAUGGGUGUUGCACCUACCAUACGAGGUGACCCAAUGGGAGCAGAUGCCACGUUGUCAUCAGCUGCAAUACCGACUUCAAGCUUAACACAGGGUGUGAUGUAUUCUGAGACAACGGCAAUGGUGCAGUCAGUCCAGACAGCUGAGCAGCAGACUGCAGCUUUAUCUGACACUGCUCUUCCCGGUGCUGAGGAGUCCAUUGAUGGAUACAGCUAUGCAGGAUCUGAGGCUCCAGAGUUGUCAGCCUUCCUUUACGAUGCUACAUCAGGCUUCUACUAUGACCCUCAGACUACCCUGUACUAUGAUCCCAACUCAAGGUAUUUCUACGAUGCUCAGAAUCAGCAGUACCUGUACUGGGACAGUGCCUUAAAGACCUACAUCCCAGUCCAGAGCUCUUCGACUGAAGGUCAAGAGCUGGCCCCUGAAGCUGCUGUUCCCAUGGCAACUGCUGCUGAGGUUAUAGCUACGCCCAUCACAGAGGAGGAAGUGAAGGCAGUUACAGAGAGCGUGCCGGAGGUGCAGGUGGAAGAGGAGCCUGCCCCACGUGCAGAAAAGAAAGAGAAGGAAAAAGAGGAAAAACCAAGAAGUUUAGCAGCUUUUAAGAUAAUGAAAGACAUGGAGCGAUGGGCCAAAAUCCAGAACAGGCAGAAAGAAAUUGUCCGAUCUCCUUCACCUCUUCUAAAGUCUGGAGGAGAUGACCAAAGACCCUCAAAAGCUGCUGAUGCGGCCUUUGCAGUCUUUGAAAGGAAGGUCACCGGUGCAGAUGAAUUAUUCAAGAAGCCUCUUGCUCCGCCAAAGCAAAAAGACGAAAAAUCAUCAAAGCGACCCAUGGGCUCUCUUGGAAUGCUGGCAGCCGACUACGGGGCAGGCAGCGAUGAGGAGGAGGAAGAGAAACACGAGAAGCAGGAAGCUGCACAACCUGCAAAGAGCCAGCCACAGGCGGACGAGAAGGAAGACAGGUUGACAGAUUGGAAGAAGAUGGCAUGUCUUCUGUGCAGGAGGCAGUUCCCUAAUAAAGACGCUCUGAUUCGCCACCAGCAGCUCUCAGACCUGCAUAAGCAAAAUAUGGAGAUUCACCUAAAAAUCAAAAGGUCAAAAAGAGAACUCGAAGCUCUAGAAAGCCAGGAAAAAGAGAUGAAAGUGAAACAACCAAAUGGUUCACCUGAAGCAAAAAGAAGAAAGUCACAAAACACAUGGGCCGGCAGCUCAAGGGGCAGUCAUAAAGGCAGCGAAAGACCAGGUUUGGGUUUAGAGACUGCUGAGCGGAAGAAGAAGGAACCCGUCGUAUGGAAUCAUGCCACGUACAAACAGGCAGUUCGGAAGGCCAUGUUUGCACGUUUCAAUGAGUUGGACUGAAAAGGAAAUGAAUGAACAAAAAGGGAAUUUGUGAAUAUACAUUCAUGCACACACAAGUGUGGUGUGGUGUGGUCCGUUGGGAGCUCAUUCCAGGAUUUAAUCUGUGAACUUAUACAAAAUUCCUGGAGGAGCUUGUUAUGCCUAACCCCUCAUUCUGUGGUGGUGUGUGUCUGUAUAAAAAUUAUUAAUUCUUUCCUAAAAGCCAAAUGUACUCUUAUGUUUAAUCAUCCUCUUUGUAGCUCUAUUUUUCAGGGCUUUUUAAAUAUUUCCUCAUUUGAUAAUGUUAUAUCAUGUUUUUUUCUCUUUUUUUUAAUGUAGUAAAAUGUAUGUUAUUUCACUUGUAAAAAGAAAUAUUUGAGUUAAGGCGAUUAUACAUUGUAAUUUGUCCUUGGGUCAAUAAACUGCCUCAACGUGACUGUAAACAUA